Suillus clintonianus is the source of this 1430-nucleotide messenger RNA. RefSeq lists its product as uncharacterized. The record is from RefSeq and is a predicted model, not a curated record. Lineage: Eukaryota; Fungi; Basidiomycota; Agaricomycetes; Boletales; Suillaceae. The coding region runs from base 233 to 1261 and encodes 342 amino acids. The transcript has 19 exons.
CUCGAUACCAGUCACCCGACCUAUUAUUCGAAGGUGCGUAUCGCGAUUCAGACGGCUAAGGUCCGAAAGUUCUGGCUCUGCAAUGUUUAUGGGAGUGUACGCUGGCGAUCUUCUCGGAUGAAAUAGAAUUCCUGAUGAGCUCUGAGUCACAUCGUGAAAUAUAUCCCACUGCCAGCACCAAAAGCCAUAAUAGCUCAUCACAUUACAGAUGGCAAACCGACGAUAUUUAUGAAUGUCCUCCUCAACGCGGGCCCUCUCACCACUAGUCGACGUUGACCUCGGGAGCACUUACGGAGCAUUUUUUGUCGGGGCUAUCGUUGCAGCAUUUCUCUUUGGCAUAACCAACAUUCAAUCUUUUAUCUACUUUCGGACGCAUGCCGGCAAAUGGGCAAAAAUUUAUAGGCUCGUCGUCCUUUUGCUUUGGAUACUUGAUGCUGUGCACCUGACAUUGAUCGUCCAUUGCGUCUAUUAUUAUCUGGUGAUCAACUUCGCGAACUUGAAGGGGCUCACAGAAGUUGUAUGGAGUUUUCGACUUCAAGUAAUAUUCAACGUCAUCAUCAUCUGGGUGAUACAUUUGCUAUAUUAUCAUCGCAUAUGGAUAGUUGGAAGGGACCGUUCAAGAGCCUUCCUAAUAAUACCGGGCAUAUUCGUCUUCUUAAGUUCAGGCGUUGCCAUCACCCUGAUUUGGGAAGUAUAUCGUCCCAAUCCGCCGAUAAGUUUGUUUUUAACCAGGUGGCCCGCAUUCAUGGCUUUGGGGGCGGCUGCUUCCCUCGAUAUACUCAUUACAGUCUCGCUAUGCUAUCUCCUGGCUACCUCCCGUACUGGGUUCUCUAACACGGAUUGCUUGAUCACAAAACUCAUUCAUUACACCAUUGAUAGUGGCUGCCUGACGAGCUUAUGUUCAUUGACAUCUAUUAUUGCAUGUGCAGUGAUGCCAAACAACUUGAUCUUUCUCGGCUUUCAAUUUGUGGAGGCUAAACUCUAUGUCAACUCGUACAUCGCACUUCUGAACGCAAGGUACUACAUGCAGUCUGAUACAGACACCGCCAAUUCUUUCGAGCUCCGUGAGCUCCGGGGUGCCUCCAUUGACACUAGCACUGGGCUGCAAGAUGUGUCGCAUGAGAAAUUCCCCACAUUCCGGAGGAGCAUGUUUGCUCAUCCCCAAAUUGAAGUGGUGCCUCCCACUCGACCCUUACAGGCUGUCAUGUCACGCCGGUCGGUUUUUGUGACAGUGGAGAAGGAGUCUUUCGUAGAUCCCUAGUUGAUCCCUAGUGUGAAUUGUUUGUCCAUCUGGUCACGUUCAACGGCUCUCUCUUGCGAUGAUAAGACUUGGUCUAACCUUUGCUGUACCACCACCUUCAACUUCUUGUUGAGAUGUACACUACAUGAUUUUGAUGAUCUCAUUCACGUCGUAACGGCGUUUGGCUAGG